Chara braunii is the source of this 702-nucleotide messenger RNA. The record is from the annotation of a GenBank genome assembly. Lineage: Eukaryota; Viridiplantae; Streptophyta; Charophyceae; Charales; Characeae.
CGCCGAAAAAACUAAGAAGGAAGCAGAAGCAAGAAGGAAAUUGGAAAAAGAAAGGGUGAAAGAGGAAGAGAAGCGCAAAGUGGAGGAGGAGUAAGCUCGGAGAGCCGAGGAAGAAGCACGGCAUGAAGCGAAGAAGCGGAAGAAGCAGGAGAAAGCCAAGCAGGAGGCAACAGUAAGAGCAGAAAUGACGAAAGAAGUGACCCUACAUGCGGCGAUGCUGAUGAGCGAGAUCAAAGAUGAUUCGCUCAACCAAUGGAAGACCUCGACGAUGCCGUCGUUGGUAGCUGGAACAAAGGAUGUGAAGGGGAAGAAGAAAGUAGAGUAUGCCCCGGACGUGGAUACCUCAUCUGAUUAUAGCGAUGAGGGAAGUGAGACUAGUGUCAUGCAGGAUUUGAGUGAGAAGACACGACAACUUUGCAUCGCAGAGAAACGCAACAGGGAGGAUGACGUCGUGUUUGAAGAUAGCCCACCGAUGGAGCUACCUCCGAAAAGGACCCCACCGAAGGGCGGCAUCAAACUUACCGAGAUGAACGUCGAGCGUUUGACGAGAUCCAAGGCGAGGAAGAAGGGUGGCUGCACACCGAUCCUUGCAAAAAAAAGAACGCCGAUUUAAACCCCGCUCACCAAGGUGAUGAAGUCGGCCAAAAAUAAAUCUCCACCAAGUGGCCGUCUCACUCCAGCUAAUAAAGCGCUGUUAAGAUU